CCGAAAUGUUUAACAUUUUGACUUUAAAAAUCAUGAAAAUUUCCAUGAAAAUUUUCUCCUGUAUGGGAAGCCAUCUUUACGAGUGGAAUAACAGCGACGAUGAUGUCAGUUGCUUCAAGGUGACUAGUAAAUUAUGGAGGAAAAUUACGUUCUUUAUUGGAUUUUCAAGCACGGUUUUAUACUACUGCUUCCUUAUCUGGAGACUUAUCCAAUAUUCGAACCAACUGGAAUCCGAUCCUUCCUUCCCGGACAUCGUUUGGCUCUGGAUAUGGAUAAUUUUGACUACUUGGGCCAUAGUAAGUUUCUACAAUGGGUGGACAAAGAAGCGGGAAGUUGUCGCCCAUUUCAAAGGGGUGACGCUACUAAUGAAACAGCUCGAGAGAGAACACCCUACCGUAAAAAUGAAGUCGGUAAUCUGGAAGUUCAACGUGAUGGAUGUCCAUUUUAUUGUGGUUAUUUUUAUUAUAUUCAACUACGUGGGAGCCGUAUCCAUCAUGUUCUUUGUCGUUCCUGGACGACCUCAGUACAUUUAUUCGUUACUUUCUCCGAGCAAAAUUUCCAGGAUUGACGCAGCUUUUCUUCUCUUUCUCGGAUUCGAAAUUUACGCUAAAGCUUCGCAAGUAUGCAUGAUGGCCAUGCAAGAAUUCUCCAUAUUUCCAGUGCUACUUCCAACCGAUUUCUGGUUGGACUAUUGUAAAAAAGCGGAACAUAAUAUUAUUCCGACUUGGAAAAAGGUCGAAAUCUUGAGGAAAUUUCACGUCUUAAUAACGUACUAUAAUUACGCCUCUGUCCAACUCCUUACUCCCGUUAUAUCCGUGUUCAUCCCGGUUGGCAUCAGCGUCUCGUGUUUCUUCGCAGUCAUCCGAUUUCACAGCUUUCUCCCAAUUUUCGAAUACUUGCCAUUUCCCGUCUUAUCCAACAAUGGGAUGGUCGUCCUCCUUGUGACGCUUCUUCCCGCCACUGCGAUUUACGAAGGAUCGAUCAAACUUUGCCAGAAAAUUCGUACCGAGGGAAAUAUGAGUAUGAAUAAGGUGUUAAGAAAACGUGUAGCAACGCUGCACCCAUUUGGCGUAAGGAUUGGCCCAAUUGGUAAAAUUAGAAAGAUAGCGAUUCUUUUGAUGUAUCAUUUCAUAGCGAACAAUAUUUUUACUCUGCUCGUCACAUUUCCCCCGGAAAAUGUAAUUCCCUAAAUUAUAAAAUAUUUGAAAUAUCAAUUGACAUUUCAAAUAUUAAAUAUUGUAUUUGUCAUAUCAUUUAUAUUUAUAUAAAUAAUAUGAAAUUGAAAAUAUUAACUAGCUAAUUAUGCUGUGACCAGAAUAAUUUGUAAUAAUUCGUAAUUUGUGUCCUUUACAUAUGUAGUCCAACCUAAUAACAGAGGUGAGCAUGGUCUGGUCCCCAGUUUUAGACCAAAUUCGCCCAGUGAAAAAAUUAUUUCUGCAUAAUUUGCGCAGAUUAGAUUACAUAAGUUUACAUGAUAAAUUCUCUAUCUGUGAACAUAUAGUUUGUGA
Messenger RNA from Folsomia candida, 1508 nucleotides. RefSeq lists its product as uncharacterized. The coding region runs from base 6 to 1190 and encodes 394 amino acids. Lineage: Eukaryota; Metazoa; Arthropoda; Collembola; Entomobryomorpha; Isotomidae. The transcript is spliced from 3 exons. The record is from RefSeq and is a predicted model, not a curated record.